This is a messenger RNA of Mercenaria mercenaria, 4013 nucleotides long. RefSeq lists its product as uncharacterized. The transcript is spliced from 16 exons. Gene Ontology annotation, molecular function: transmembrane transporter activity. Gene Ontology annotation, cellular component: membrane. Gene Ontology annotation, biological process: transmembrane transport. Lineage: Eukaryota; Metazoa; Mollusca; Bivalvia; Venerida; Veneridae. Bases 150 to 3518 code for a protein of 1122 amino acids. The record is from RefSeq and is a predicted model, not a curated record.
UGUAUUUUUGUUUCCUGUUACAGCAUCCGCAGAAACUUUCGGUUUAUGUUGGUUCCCUCACCAAACUGAGCUCGGGCACCAACUAAUCCCUCAUUAUCCUACAGUUAAAACACAACACCUUACAUUAUAAAUUGCUUCCUACAUUAGAAAUGUCUGCGGGAGUUAACGAUGAUGAAAAUAGUGCAGUCAGCCCUGACAAAAUAAUCGAAGACAUUGGCGGAUGUGGACGCUUUCAAGUGCGGAUGACCAUCGUUGUUCAUCUUAUCAAGACGAUUGUCUGCUUUACUUUUUCGGGGAUGAUUAUUAUAUCGGCGACUCCAGCAUGGUGGUGUGAGGACGUCCUCAUUACUAAUAAUCUGACGUCAUGCGUUACCUUUCGGAACGGUACAUCUAUUGAUUACUGUCCAAAGAAGACAUGUACUCUAAACGGAACUGAGUGUCGAAGGCUGAAUUAUGAUAGAAGCUUAACUACAAUCGUCAGCGAAUUCGAUCUGGUAUGUGCACGUGACUUUAUUCCGAGUACAAUAAAUUCAGUUCAAAUUGCUGGUACCCUAGUAGGUAACGUGGCUUCAGGACAAAUCGCAGAUUUAAUAGGACGAAAACCUCCAUUCUUUGCUUCAAUAAUUUUAAUUAUGUCGUUCAAUCUUGUCGGUUACUUUUCUACAAGCUGGCAAAUGUUUGCAGUUGCAAGGUUCUUCCUUGGCAUGGGUGGUGGUUUCUUUCUUACCACACAAUAUUGCUUCUUGUCAGAAUUUUCGCUUGCUCGCUGGCGUGUCUGGAUUGUAGGAUUUCCGUCUUGGCCGAUACAGGCUUGUGUGUUGGCACUGUGUGCCUGGUUGUUACACGACUGGAGGGACAUUCAACUGUUAACGGCUAUUUUGUCCAUCCCGUGUCUUCUUGCUUGGUUUGCGUUACCUGAAAGUUUCCGGUGGUACAUAGCUCACGAUAAUCCGGAAAAAGCUGAACAAAUUAUAACAUCCAUAGCAAAGUACAACCGACAUAACGAGUUUGAUAUAGAAAAGGCACUGCAGAAACCCGAAACACGUGAAGAUCAGAAAUACACAGUUUUGCAUUUGUUCAAAUCUAGAUACUUAAUUAAAGUAACGGUGCUUCUUUCAUUAAGUUGGAUAGCACUUGGUGUUGUAUCGUAUGGUAUAUCAUUUGGAAUCCAGUCACUUUCGGGAAGUAUUUAUCUGAAUGUAUUCUUAUUUGCCCUUACUGGCAUUCCAAGUAAAUCAAUAGCGCUCUGGCUACAGAACAGAUUUGGUCGACGAGCUACAGCAAUCAUAUGUUUUGUUAUCGUCGCUGUUGGUGGUCUGGUUGUCGGCAUCGUGCAGACGUUUGGUGUGCAAAAUAAAGAUGAACUAACGAAUGGGUUUGCUAUGGUGGCAAAUAUGGGAAUAUCAAUGGCAUGGGGACCAGUUCAAACGAUGACAAUUGAGCUCUAUCCGACUGUAAUAAGAAAUAUUGGGUUUGGUUCUCUCAGCGUGACAGGACGAGUUGGAGCUAUACUCGGACCGCAGUUAGUGUAUCUGAACUCCUACGUCCCAGGAUUGUUGUAUUACGUGUGCGGAGCCAUAUCUAUCAUCUGCAUGGUGGGAUUACUUUUCCUGCCUGAAACAAUGAACCAGAAUCUUAAUGACAAAAUAAAAAAGGAUGUAGAAAUCAAAUUUCCUGACGAAGUCAUAGAAGUAAACUGUGCAAGCCGGUGUGAGAAUGUAAAGGGAAAUGCAAUGGAAAACGAAAGGAAAGUUUACAACCUUGACGUAACGUCUCUUCCGGAGGACAUAAUCUCUAAGGAUAACGUUAUAAGUUCAACAAAGCUCUUCAACAUGACGCAAACUACGCCUUCUACAGAAAAAGACGUCGCUGACGUCAGUCCAGAUGAGAUAAUUGAGAGCCUAGGAGGAUGUGGUCGGUUUCAAGUACGAAUAAGCGUCAUUGUCCAUCUAAUGAAGACGGUCGUCUGUUUCACGUUCAUGGGAAUGAUUAUCAUAUCUUCAGCACCGCCUUGGUGGUGUAAAGAUGCCGUCGUUGGAACCAGUUUGACAUGUUCGGGUUACGAAAAUAAUACAAUUAUGCAAUACUGCAAAUCAAAAUCUUGUUUAAAUGGAAAUAAAACGAAAUGUAGGGCUUUCGGGUAUGAUAACAGCUUGAAAACAAUUGUUAGUGAGUUUAAUCUGGUGUGCGACUAUGACUACAUUCCAAGUAUUAUUACUUCAAUUCAAAUUACUGGUAUUCUUGUGGGGAACGUAGCAGCCGGACAAAUCGCCGAUUUAUUUGGAAGAAAGCCUCCGUUCUUUACUUCGAUGUUUUUACUACUGUCAUUUAAUCUUGUCGGUUAUUUCUCAACCAGCUGGGAAAUGUUUGCUGUCGCAAGAUUCUUUGUUGGCGCAGGUGGUGGAUUUUUUCUAACAACACAGUAUUGCCUUUUGUCUGAGUUUACGCUGGCAAAAUGGCGUGUAUGGAUAGUGGGAUUUCCAUCAUGGCCUAUCCAGUCAUGCUUAUUUUCACUCUUGGCAUGGUUAAUCCAUGACUGGAGGUAUAUCCAGCUGAUGACUGCACUAAUGGCCAUACCCUGUUUCCUGGCAUGGUGUGUAAUACCAGAAAGUUUUCGGUGGUAUGUUGCUCAUGACAAACCAGAAAAGGCGGAGGUUAUUGUCAGAUCCGUUGCAAAAUUCAACAGAAAUACCACUUUUGAUAUAGACAAAGCUUUAAAGAAACCGGAGAACAGAGAAGACAAAAAGUACACAGUGUUAGACCUAUUUAGAACAAAGAAAAUGGUGAAAGUCACAUUUCUCUUAUCACUGAACUGGAUUGCACUUGGUUGUGUUUCAUAUGGUAUUGCGUAUGGGAUUCAGACACUGUCAGGAAACAUUUUCUUCAAUCUAUUUCUGUUCAGCUUGACUGGAAUACCUUGCAAGGCAAUCGCACUUUGGCUCCAAAACAGAUUUGGGAGACGGUGUACAUCAAUAAUGUGCUUUACCGAUGUUGCCUUUGGAGGAAUGGUGGUUGGCAUCGUACAAACACUAGAUGUACCUUAUAAAGAUGAAUUAACUAAUGCAUUUGCACUUAUUGCUUACAUGGGAAUAUCUUCAGCUUGGGGAUCUGUUCAAACCAUGACAAUAGAAAUAUACCCAACUGUGAUCAGAAACAUUGGUUUUGGUACUCUGAGUGUAACGGGACGUAUAGGUGCUAUUGUCGGUCCGCAGCUAGUGUAUCUGAACUCCUACGUCCCAGGAUUGUUGUAUUACGUGUGCGGAGCCAUAUCUGUCAUUUGCGUGGUGGGAUUACUUUUCCUGCCAGAAACAAUGAACCAGAAUCUUAAUGACAAAAUAAAAAAGGAUGCAGAAUUCAAAUUUCCUGACGAAGUCAUAAAAGUAAACUGUGCAAGCCGGUGGGAGAAUGUUAAAGGAAAUGCAACAGAAAACGAAAGGAAAAUUUACACACUUGACGUAACGUCUCGUCCGGAGGACAUAAUCUCUAAGGAUAACGUUAUAAGUUCAACAAAGCUGUGAUGUAUUUUUCAGCUAAAUCAUAUUCGGCAGCAAACACAUAUAUUAUACAUUUAUUUACCGAAACAAACGAAACUAUAAUAUAAUGUACUUAAAUAAACGGUUUAAGCUUGUAACAACGUUUGUAUUAAUAAUUAUAUAAUUACUUUUGCGUUUAAUAUUGUAUAUUUUCGUCUUUAAAACAUUACAUAUGCACUUCAAUUGUAAUAUAGUUGCAGUUUUAGUAUAAUAAAUGUUUAAAAUAGUUUUGGACAUAGUUUUAAAGAAUUAUAAUAAACUUCUUUAUAAAAAAAAGAGAAUAAGUGAAAUUAAUGGCAGAAAAAGAGAGUAAAUCAACAUUGUCUCGAACCAGUUCACAUCGUCUAGAUAAUGAAAAUCAACUCACGUUGAAUUUUAUCUCAUUAUUUUGUAAUUAAUUGAUUGGAACAGAAAACGAUUGAUGUUAAAAUCAUCACAUUAAUAGUAUUUUUCCGAAUAAUAAAUGUUUUGUACAUUCAA